Molecule: messenger RNA, 1981 nt
Organism: Scleropages formosus (Asian bonytongue)
Lineage: Eukaryota; Metazoa; Chordata; Actinopteri; Osteoglossiformes; Osteoglossidae
Product: opioid growth factor receptor-like protein 1
Exons: 7
Coding region: 121-1680 (519 amino acids)
Cellular component (GO): membrane
Molecular function (GO): opioid growth factor receptor activity
Source: RefSeq, a predicted model, not a curated record
UGGCAGUGGAGCUCCCUCCCUGUCACAUUGCUCUGGCGCUGGCUCUGCUGCCUAGUGCACACCGUCCAUCACCUGCUCUCCUUCGUGCUCCUCACAAUUCUCUGGCUUGUACAGCCCAGGAUGGUUUCGCUAUGUGGUCUGGGCAAGGGGAUAGGCGAGUACGAGGACCAGGACAGGGACGAGGAUGACCUGGAGUGUGAGUAUGACUCCACUUGGGAGGACGAGGAUUACGGAUGCAACAGUGAGCAGCACAUGAAGCCAUGGUCGGGUGCCCCGAGACUAAAGUGGAGCCGGAGGAACAUACGUGCUGCCAGGGACAUGCAACGAUACCGGCACUACUACACAGAAAACAAAGAAAUGCCGAAUUUGAACUUCUACCUCAACAAAAUUUGCUGCAAACCUGACGGUUUCACAAUAGAGGAUUUUCACAGGGAAUGGAGGGGAAACUACGAAAGACUAGAACAGGUCCAUUCUUUCAUCCAGUGGUUGUUUCCACUUCAAGAACCAGGAAUGAACAUCUAUGCCGCAGAACUGACGCCAAGGGAAACUGAGGAGUUCCGUAAGAACGAUGAGGCAAAAAGGAGGCUUGUGGAGUCGUACGAACUCAUGCUGGAUUUUUACGGCAUAGAGCUCCUCGACAAAAACACAGGGAAAGUACAGCGGGCAGAAAAUUGGGAGGAGCGAUUCUAUAACCUAAACAUAAACACACACAACAACCUGCGCAUCACCCGUAUACUGAAGUGUCUGGGGGAACUUGGGUUCGAGCACUUCCAGGCCCCACUUGUUCAAUUCUUCCUAAAUGAGGCUCUGAUCAAGAAAACCCUAUGGAACAUCAAGCAUAGCAUCAUGGAUUACUUUCUGUUCUCAGUCCGCAACAAGCAAGAGCGCCAGAAGCUGGUCAAGUUUGCCUUCAAGCACUACAGGCCCCAGGAGGAGUUUGUGUGGUGUCCAAGAAGAAUCCAACAGCAUCUCGCACAGUGCUUGAAGCAAACAUCAAGCAUCGCAGGAAAAAACGAUGAGUGCCCUCUAGACAAAGAGAAGCAGGAAUGUUUGGACAACAAAGAUGACUCAGAAGCAGUUCAGCAAACUGGAAACGAUGCAGCAGAGCAAAGACCUAGUGAUAUGGAUGAUUUGAUGAUGAUCACAACCAGUGACAAUGAUUCACCCCCAAACAAGGAUACAGAGAGUUACAGAGGAGCUGAAGAAAACAGCUGUGAAGUUGUGAAGAAACACUUAGAAAGUGUGAGUCAAAGCAAUGCAGGUGAAGAGGUAAAGAGUGAUAGAGCUACAGGUGAAGAAGAAAGGAAUCAGAGAACCUUAAAUGAUAUGAUGAAUGAAAGUUCCUUGAGAGAGGUAGCAAGUGACAAUGAUGGAACUCAAGUAGGAAAGCGUAACCUUUCUACAGCUAAAGAAGAAAGGAGUCAAAGUGCUUCAGCUGAAGAGGCAAGGACUAACAGUCCUGAAGAUGAACAAGCAGGGAAUCACAGAGGUGCAGCUGAAGAAGCAGGAAGUAACAGAACUAUAGCUGAAGAUGCUGAGAGUCAGAGUGCUGCAGGCUGUGAGACAGUUCCACAGCUAAAGAAGCAAGGACUCAGAAUUGGAACCAAAGAAGCACGGAGUGACCUUUCUGCAAGCGAAGAAGUAGGCAGUCUAAACACUGUAGCUGAACACAAGUACUGAGUUAAAAGGUCCCACAUAAAGAGUCAAGGAGUGAUUUUUCUAGAGGCAAUGAAGAAAGAACUCAAAGUGCUAUAGCUAAAGAUACGAUAAGCAACAAGUCAACAGGUGAAGAAACAAGAAGUUAUCACAAGGGAAGGGAAUGAGCAGGGAGGGACUUUUCUGAAAGUGAAGAUGAUGGGUUUGAUGGAGGAAAACAUGAAUGUGGGUUGAGUUCACAAAGUCACACAAGCAGAUACCCAAUUCAAUUCAAUUCAAUUCAUUUUUAUAGAGCGCUCUUCUCACGCAGUGACACAGAGCUCUU